Molecule: messenger RNA, 510 nt
Organism: Ichthyophthirius multifiliis
Lineage: Eukaryota; Ciliophora; Oligohymenophorea; Hymenostomatida
Exons: 3
Source: RefSeq, a predicted model, not a curated record
GGGACAUUAAACAAAAAUGAAAUUUCCAAAAGAAGAUAAAUAGGAAUUAUGCUUAAUUUAAUAAUUUUUAGUUUUUUAAAUAUAUUUACCUAUUACUUCUGCUUGGAAUUUAGAAAUAAUAAUAGCUGAUACAUCUCGAACCAAAAGGAGAAUUAAUUUUAUUAAUAGAUAAAAUAAAAUAGAAAAUAAUUUUUUUCAUGUAAAAGUGCCUAAUUAUAUAAUAAAACAUGGAAUAUGGCUUAAUUUAAGUAUUGAUACUAAUAGUUUUAUGGAAGUAUGGAAAGGUUUCAUAUAUUAAAUAAAAAAAUAAAUAAUAAAAAAAAGGUUAAACUUUUAGAUCUAUAGAUAGUAUAAUUAUUGGUUCUUAAUGUAAAUUAAGAAGAAUAUUUACAAUGAAAAAUCCUUUAUUUACAUAUGGAAACGAAGAUUAAGAAAUAUAAACAUAUUAAUACUAUUAAUAAAGUGAGGAUAUUCCUAAAUGUUUUAGUUUUCCUGAAGGGCUUUAAUAUG